AUUUUAGAUUAGAAAUUGGAACGUAACAGGAUACUGUGUCUAUGUCUAGUGCGUUUUCUAUUUCGUAACUGCGAUUUCUUAUUACGUUCUUUCUAUGAAUUACGUUAUGAGGUCUGAAUUUUGAGAGUCACAAUAAUAGAAUAUGGCUGAGAUAGAGGAGUUCAAUACAAAUGAGAGUUGGUUUAACUGGACUAAGUAUUCUUCCAGUAUGCUCCGAGCUAUUGAAAAAUCUAUAUUGUCACAUUUAAAACGUCCCUACCGCGGAAUGUUUGUCGAUAUCGGUACCUGCGUUGGAGAUUCUGACAAAAUAUGGACCAUAGUUAUGAAUACCGAGGCUAAACGAACACCAAUUCUCAUGCUCCAUGGGUUAGGUGCUGGUGUCGCCCUUUGGGUUUUAAAUCUGGAUGAGCUUGCUAAACAUCGUACUGUGUAUGCCAUCGAUAUUUUGGGAUUUGCUAGAAGCUCUAGACCAGAAUUUUGCGACGAUGCUAUGAUUGCUGAAAAACAAUUGGUGAAAUCGAUCGAUGAAUGGCGUAAAGAAGUAGGCUUGAAGGAAAUGAUCAUUCUUGGUCAUUCUAUGGGGGGAUUUCUGGCUGCCAGUUAUGCUUUGUCGUAUCCUGAACGAGUUAAACAUCUAAUACUAGCAGAUCCAUGGGGAUUUCCCGAGAGGCCUGAACAAAUCGCGAGUAAAUACAAAAUUCCUUGGUGGGCAAAACCACUGGUUGCCGCUUCGCAAGCCUUAAACCCGUUAUGGAUUUUACGGUUUUCCGGUCCGCUGGGAUCUUGGUUAGUAGGAAAAACCAGACCAGAUAUAAUGCGGAAAUUUUCUAGCGUGGUGUCAAAUCAGGAUGAUAUUCCCAACUAUAUUCACCAGUGUAAUGCGCAGAAACCGAGUGGUGAAAGUGCUUUUCAUACCAUGAUGGAUAAGAUUGGUUGGGCCAAAAAUCCCAUGAUCACUCGUAUACAAAAUCUAAAACCCAGUGUGCCUAUAACGUUUGUGUACGGUUCCAAGUCUUGGGUAGAUAAUAGUCCAGGAGAAACGAUAAAACAGUUACGAGAACAAGGAUACGUUAAAGUGCAUCGCAUACAAAACGCCGGUCAUCAUGUGUACGCGGAUGAUGCCGAAACGUUUAACAAAUUAGUUAAUGAAGCUUGUGCCACGUGCGACAUAGACAAACAAACUCAAAUGAACGAUGAGUCAUUUCAGAGAACAUUAUGACCAAGCACAUUUUGAAAGCCUUCCAGUUGAUUCAGUUGCAGGUCUAACAAACCAGGCGUCGUAUGUUCAAAACUCUACCUCUACUGGGAGAGGUUAUUGAAGUCAAUAGGAUCGUAGCACUAGCCCCGCAAUUGUCCUGCACUCCAACAAUUGGCUACGAGGUGUUGCAUCAAACCAGAAGUUCAAGUUUCGAACACGGAAUGUAGCAUCUAGGCUUUGUUUUGCAUUGUGGAGCUUGUUUUACGUCAACGAUAGAUAGUGAUACUGUACAGUUAUAUAGUUUUUGUUAUAAUCAUUUAAAAUGAAAUGUAAUCACUAAUUGAGCUUGCUGACGUUUAUCGUACGCACACAUCGACGCGCGAUUUGUUGUUGCUGUUGUUAGAUUUUACAUUGAUUUUACACGUUUGUUUUUGUUUUCCCCCAGUUAUACCCCGGUAAAAAACAUACGUUUGAGUGAUAAACGAUAAGUUUUUGUAGCCUUUUGCACUGGGAUUAGCAAGCUCUAUAUCAUAUUAUAUCUUUGUUGCAAACUCUAUUACCAUUCGUUCUUAAAACUUUUGUUACAUUAUUCUAUCAUUUAGGUUUCUCAGUUAACGGAUUUUUUGCAGAAAGUAGUCCUAAGUUAUGUUAACAGGAAAUUACGUAUGUCUGUAAUGUAGAUACAAUUAGAAUGCUUUGUUAAAUUAAACAUCUGUAGGCUUGGACUUCAAUAGAGG
Molecule: messenger RNA, 1935 nt
Organism: Sabethes cyaneus
Lineage: Eukaryota; Metazoa; Arthropoda; Insecta; Diptera; Culicidae
Gene: puml
Product: (Lyso)-N-acylphosphatidylethanolamine lipase
Exons: 5
Coding region: 143-1219 (358 amino acids)
Cellular component (GO): lipid droplet
Source: RefSeq, a predicted model, not a curated record